Molecule: messenger RNA, 5443 nt
Organism: Mobula hypostoma (lesser devil ray)
Lineage: Eukaryota; Metazoa; Chordata; Chondrichthyes; Myliobatiformes; Myliobatidae
Product: zinc finger SWIM domain-containing protein 4-like
Exons: 15
Coding region: 403-3474 (1023 amino acids)
Cellular component (GO): Cul2-RING ubiquitin ligase complex
Molecular function (GO): zinc ion binding
Source: RefSeq, a predicted model, not a curated record
UUUGUUUUUUCCAUUUUUUAAUUUAACUACACUUUGAACUACAUCGUUUGUAUAAAAAGUGCUCCAUAAAUACUGUAAGGUAUUAUUAUGUAGGUCUAUAUAGGACCGUGAUAAUGAACUUGAUUCUGAGUUCCUCUGGCAUACUGUUUGUUGUUUCCUUUCUAGAGCCCUGAAGUAGUCAAUACAGAAUAAAUAAUCACCUAGGAUCCAAUAGCAGUUGCCAUAGAGUGGCCAAGUGCUGUGUGACAGGACCUGACUUAGCUCUGAGGACCUCUGCUUCAAGGAGCCUGGUGGUGCUCAAUAUCGGAUUCCAAUGUAGAGGAGCGAUUUUCUCGAAUCCCAGAGCCAGUUCAGAGGAGGAUUAUUUUCUGGUCGUUUCCCAGAAAUGAACGCGAAAUCUGCAUGUACUCAUCACUCAGCUAUCAGUGUCAGGAAGGAGAGAAGGACGGUGAAGUUCCUUUCAACAAAGGGCUGAGGUUAUUGGAAACGGGAGCCAUAGAACGUGUACUGCAAGUAGGGUUUCAUUUGAGUGGAACUGUGACGGAACUGGCCAGUCAGGGUGAGCCUGAGAAAAUAUACAAAGUUGCUAUCAGCUUUGACCGUUGCAAAAUUACUUCUGUGACAUGUGGGUGCGGUAACAAGGACAUCUUCUACUGUGGCCACGUAGUGGCACUCUCCCUCUACCGCAUCCGGAAAGCCCAGCAGGUGGAAUUGCGCCUCCCCAUUUCUGAAACUUUAUCGCAAAUGAAUCGGGAUCAACUACAGAAAUUUGUGCAGUAUCUUAUCACAGCCCACCACACGGAGGUUCUUCCCACUGCCCAGAAACUGGCCGACGAAAUUCUAUCUUCAUGUUCUGAAAUUAAUCAAGUUCAUGGUGCUCCUGAUCCCACAGCAGGUGCAAGCAUAGACGAUGAAAACUGCUGGCAUCUUGAUGAAGAGCAGGUACAGGAGCAGGUGAAAGUGUUGUUAUCUAUCAGUGGUUACUAUGGAGCUAGCAAGCAACUCCAUUCCAUGUUUGCUAAGGUGCGGGAGAUGCUCAGAAUGCGGGAUUCCAAUGGGGCUCGGAUGUUGACACUAAUGACAGAGCAGUUCAUGGAAGACCCACGCCUCUCGCUGUGGCGACAACAGGGGACAGGGAUGACUGACAAAUGCAGAGAGCUGUGGGAUGAGCUAGGUGCUCUCUGGGUAUGUGUAGUACUGAAUCCUCAUUGUAAGCAGGAGGAGAAAGCUGGCUGGGUUGAGCUUCUCAAGAAGUGGAACAACAUGGAUGUCUGCCCACAAGAAGAUGGUAACUAUGGCAAUCAUAUCAACGAAAUACCUAGUAUCACAGCUGGCAUACAGCACAACUCAAAUCGAAACCAAGUUGGAUCGCGGAGAACUGUUUUUGUGCGUGCAAUAGAAGCUUGUGGCCUGGACUGGAAAGACUGUCAUUUGCGCAAAAUUAUCAGCAGUGACAAUUAUACCAACCAGUGGCACGAUGGAGACCGAUCGCUGUUUGAUUCUCAGGGACGGCCUCUUUGGCUGGAGCACGUACCAACUGCUUGUGCCAGAGUUGAUGCAUUGAGGUCGCAUGGAUAUCCCAGAGAAUCUCUUCGCCUGGCUGUGGCAAUUGUCAAUACUGUCCGAUUACAGAAAAGACGCCAGUUAGAAACAUACAAGCACCAGAAGAAAGAGCUAUUACAGAAAAGUGUAACCACCAUUGCAAAUCAGGAAGGUUGGGUCGGGCAUCCUCUCGAUCCGAUUGGGUGUCUAUGCAGAACAUUGCUCGAGGCUUGCAAGAUGGAUGAUGAGAGCUCAGUGUUAUUCACAGAUUCGAUAAAUGAUAUUCGCAAGCCAAUCUAUCAGCACUUUCCAGUUCCAGGCAGCAGCAACACCGGGGAGUCUUAUUAUGCACUUGCACUUGAAGUGGCACUAAUAGGAUUAGGGCAGCAGCGGCUAAUGCCAGAAGGUCUGUACGCUCAGGACAAAGUGUGUCGGAAUGAAGAACAGCUUGUAUCGAUGCUGUCACAAAUGGAAUUUGACGAACGGCUCGUUCAAGUAUUGCGAAAGCAAGCUGUUUUAUUACUGGAAGGAGGUCCGUUUAGUGGCCUGGGAGAAGUUGUCCACAGGGAGAGUGUACCCAUGCACACUUUUGCAAGAUACCUGUUCAAAGCACUCCUGCUUCAUGACCCUGAUUUGGCAUACAAGGUGUCUUUAAGAGCAAUGAGAUUGCCAGUGCUGGAAUCGAUGGCCCCAGCCGGCGAUGGUUCUCACCCACAUCUGGUCGCGUUGGUAGAUCCUAGUCGUUACCCACGUUGGUUCAUCCUCGGGCACCUUGAAACACAGCAGUGUGAGCUGGCAUCCACUAUGCUAACAGCUGCAAAAGGAGACCCAAAGUGGCUGCGAGUGGUGCUGGAAUCCAUUCAGCAGAACAUCCAUUCUCCAUCGCUCAUUUACAAGCUGGCACAGGAUGCUUGCAAGACAGCGACACCUCCCAACUGUGCACCUGAUAUUACACUCCUCAAUGUAUCUCUGGAGCUGGGGCUGCAGGUUAUGAGGAUGACUCUGUCGACCAUGAAUUGGCGUCGUCGUGAGAUGGUUCGCUGGCUGGUGAGCUGUGCUACAGAAGUUGGUGUUUGUGCCUUGAUGAACAUAAUGCAGAACUGGUAUUCUCUCUUCACUCCAACCGAGGCUACCACAAUCGUAGCUGCCACAGUGACCUCCCACGCCACUGUCUUGCGCCUGAACCUGGACUAUACCCAGCGCGAGGAGCUGGAUAGUUGUGCCCGGACGGUUGCCCUCCAGUGUACAAUGAAAGACCCUCAGAACUGCGCCCUGUCUGCCCUUACUCUGUGUGAGAAGAACCACGUGGCCUUUGAAACAGCAUACCAGAUCGUUCUUGACUCUGCCUCCACGGGUAUGAGCUACUCGCACUUGUUCACCAUCGCUCGGUACAUGGAGCACAGGGGCUUCCCCAUCCGCGCCUACAAAAUGGCCAGCCUGGCUCUGUCCCACCUCAGUGUAACUUACAACCAGGACACCCACCCGGCCAUCACUGACGUGCUGUGGGCCUGUUCCCUGAGCCACUCACUGGGCAAGAAUGAGCUGGCUGCCAUAGUACCGUUGGUCAUUAAGAGCGUGCAGUGUGCCCCCGUGUUGUCGGACAUUCUGCGGAGGUGCACCAUGUCUGCCCCUGGCCUGCCUGGUGUUCCUGGCCGGCGGAAUUCGGGCAAGCUCAUGUCAACGGAAAAGGCCCCCCUUUGCCAGUUGCUCAACGCGACUAUCGACGCCUACAUUAGCACCACCCACUCGCGUCUGACUCACAUCAGCCCCCGCCACUACGGCGAGUUUAUAGAGUUCCUCAGCAAGGCUCGGGAGACAUUCCUGAUGGCUCAGGAUGGACACAUACAAUUCACGCAGUUCAUAGACAACCUCAAACAGACUUACAAAGGCAAGAAGAAGCUCAUGAUGCUGGUUCGAGAGCGUUUUGGCUGAAAUUCAGGAUUGUUCUUUUCCUUCGUCUUCCUUUGUUCUGGUGAACUCCUUUCUAUUAAUAGAGCCAAAAUAACAAAGUCAUUCCAUGUGCACGCUAUUGGUGCAGCCAUAAAUAGGAACUGGUUCUGCCCCGGUCCAAGUCUCAGCAGGGCCUGAGUUUGGAACACUGCCUCUGCACCCUGCCAGGCAGGGCUAGCAGGUGCUGGAGUUAGGAAUCUGGAUGUUGUCUUCAGUGGGGAUCAGACUGGAAUAGGAGUACUAAACUGGCAAGGCGUGAGUUAUCCCAGCUAAGUGUCCCCAAUCAUUUCACAGACCCAAGGUUUCUUUGUGAUAAUGUUCUGUGGGCAGUCCCUGUUUAGCAAUGGUUGUACCUUGUUAUUUUAGUGGGCAAGGGUAAAGUCAUGAACUCUAAGGGUGGUUAAAUGAUGUACAACAGGAUUGUACCCCUCCUUUGAGGGUAUGAUGUGAUGGACUCAUUGAGUGUUAUGUGAUUCUUUACUUUCCUGUAUGACACAAGUUUGGUCAGACCUGUUUGAAACUCCCACUUACUGCCCUAGCCCCACUCUCCACUCCUCCAACACAAACCUUGGUGGGCUAUAGCUAGUAAGCUGCCUGUGUGUUAAUGCUGUUGCUGCUUUGACAGCUCCCAAUCUUGAAACCACCCAGCAAAGACCAGCGCUGGAGAUGAGGCUGAUCUUACACAGGUUCAGUUAAAAAAGAGCUCUUCAGAAAUUAUAGUUCAGAGUUAGAGGGAGGAGUGGAGUUUUGGAUCUGUCUCUCACUCCCGUGUGAUCUAUCUCAAUAGGUGAUGCUGACAUUUGGUGCCAAAAAAUGGGAGUGUUCUAUUCCCAAGCAACACCCUUUCCCAUGGUUUCACUCAUCAGUAUUUUUAAAUGUUCCUCAAGAUUCAACCCUGUUUGCAUUUCGCUUGAAUUUGUUUUUAACAACUGGAACGUCUUUAAGUUGCAUCCUAUCGUAAUGCUUCCUGUUCAAGCUGCGUGAGGGCCAGCAAACCCUUUUCCCAGCCUAACCACCAUUUCCCUCAAGAAGACAUGUUUCCUUUUUUUUAAAAAAAAGUGUUCAUUGUAUAACUUCCAAGUGUGAUCAGUAAGUGAAACGGGCCAGUAACAUAUAACUGAACCAGCAAAUACUGUUCACAAACAGGAUAGUGUCAUGCUGAGAAGUCGUAACUAUUUUUGUUCUUACCCAACUUACUGGUUAAAGGUUUUUUUUCUCAUGUUCUGCCCUCUUCUGAAAAAUGUUUGGAGCAACCUUAAUAUUUUUAAGCAAAAUGAUGCUGUAAAUUUAACUUGCUCUGCUGGAAUACUCUGUCAGAAAAACACUGUGGUAGUUAAAAUGUUUGUGGAGAAAACACCCUUGGUAUUCUUUUCUGUACACUUGGUACAGGGGACCUCUUCCCUUUGUGGUAAUUUUUUUUUUUACAAGUUGACAUCAACCAAAAAAAAAACUUGGAGACCCCAGUGAAUUACCACAUGUAACCUACUAUACCAAAUCUUCUGAUGUAUACCUCCUUCCAAUGCUUUCUCUCUUGUCUCUAUUUCUUGCCAACAAUCUCCUGCCAAACUUGAAUUUUGAAAAGGAAGAAGAUAACUUAAGCCAUUCUGAUCAGGCGAGUGUUUUUUUUUGUAAACCUGUGUGCGCUGUGACUGAGCCCAUUCUCAGGGAAGAAGAAGAUACUUUGUAAAUAGUAUUUUAUUUGUCAAAUUAAUAUGAAAAAAGUUAAAACCUUUAAUUUAUGGAAUAUGUGUAAUAUAGUACUUGAAUUCCUUUUGUGGGCAAGCAAAUUGUCAUCUUUAAAUUUUUUGAUGUAUUGCACAGCUGUAGGGUUAAGCUUAAAACAGCUGCUGGUCAGUUUAAUUGCUCUUGAUUUUUGUACAGUGUAUCCUCAAUUUUUUGUUAAAUAUUUAUUAAAGUUUGUAAAUGGUUUCACUGUUCAGAAAUAACCUAU